ACUUCAGAUAAUUCUCUUUUCCACGAAAACAAAACUUCUAGAUGCUUUGGUAAUCUCCAAAGAUGUGCUAGAAUUAUAAUCCUACAGUUAUAUCAUUUCAGUCAGACUGCUAAACUCUGUUGUUUCAUUCAUAGAUCCUUCUCCACCUGGAGACAUAAGAAUAGACUCUGUGGAGACCGACUCAGUUUCUCUAAGCUGGGGCAGACCACCCGGUAUGGAUGGAAUCCAGUAUACAUUUAGCAUAACCUACUCCAGCUCCAUUACGGGUUACAUUGGAACCACCAACGCAACUUCCAAUUCCACUGUCAUUUCUAACCUGAUACCAGGAAGCGAGUACGUCUUCAGUGUCACCACAGUACAGGCCCAGGGGAGUGGGAGCACACCUGCUUCAAUAUCUGUCUAUACAAAUCCUUCUCCACCUGGAGACAUAAGAAUAGACUCUGUGGAGACCGACUCAGUUUCUCUAAGCUGGGGCAGACCACCCGGUAUGGAUGGAAUCCAGUAUACAUUUAGCAUAACCUACUCCAGCUCCAUUACGGGUUACAUUGGAACCACCAACGCAACUUCCAAUUCCACUGUCAUCUCUAACCUGAUACCAGGAAGCAAGUACGUCUUCAAUGUCACCACAGUACAGGCCCAGGGGAGUGGGAGCACACCUGCUUCAAUAUCUGUCUAUACAAAAGCUGAAAUCCAUGCAAUUCUUGCUGUAAAAUACAAGUGCUCUGAUGAACCACAACAGUGCCAGAAGAUAGUAGAGGAAAAGUUUCGAGCCAUAUUGGGGAAGCAGCUAUCUGGAGUGACAUGGAGCCUGAAAAUUCUAGACAACCAGAAAGGGAAUUAAUCGUAAUGCUCAUCAUAAAGAGCAUUCAUAUAUAGUAGAGCCUCAUGUUCAUGUGCUUCAGCCAUCUGACAUUUCUGUGUAUCAGAUGCAAAUUAUUGCAUUCAAAUUAGCUGUACAUAUUUUUCUUAACUAUAUAUUUAAAAAUAUAUUCAAGUUUUUACUAAAAUACACAAUAUCUCAAGUUGUAUACAUUUAUAUUUUAAACAUAGCACAGGAAGAAGGAGAAAACACAGAGCAUGUGUUUCAGUUUGAUCGACACAAUCACUGUUCUUAGGGAUACUUCCAGUAAGAUGCAUUUGCAAGGGUGCAAAGUUUACCCUGAUUUUCUGAAUCAUCCUCAA
Messenger RNA from Polyodon spathula (Mississippi paddlefish), 1182 nucleotides. Its product is annotated as receptor-type tyrosine-protein phosphatase eta-like. Gene Ontology annotation, molecular function: protein binding. NCBI's taxonomy places the organism in Eukaryota, Metazoa, Chordata, Actinopteri, Acipenseriformes, Polyodontidae. The record is from RefSeq and is a predicted model, not a curated record. The transcript is spliced from 4 exons. The coding region runs from base 215 to 841 and encodes 208 amino acids.